CUCCAGUCAGCCUAGUCUCAACACCUGCCUAGAAAUCAAAUCACAUCAAAACCUUACUCCUCCACCUGUCAAAAUGCAGCUCACCAAAGCAGGCCUCUUCCUAGGCGCGCUGAUCGCCGGCGCGGCUGCCCAGGGUGUCGGUACGCAGACGGCCGAGAACCAUCCCAAGAUGACGUGGAAAAAGUGCACAGGCAAGGCAUCCUGCACUACCGUCAACGGAGAGGUGGUCAUCGACGCCAACUGGCGCUGGCUGCACGACAGCAACAGCAAGAACUGCUACGACGGAAACAAGUGGACCGACUCUUGCAAGACGGCUAGCGACUGCGCCACAAAGUGCUCGCUAGAGGGCGCAGACUACAGCAAGACGUACGGAGCCUCGACGAGCGGCGAUGCCUUGUCGCUCAAGUUUGUCACCAAGCAUGACUACGGUACCAACAUUGGUAGUCGGUUUUAUCUCAUGAAUGGAUCUUCCAAGUAUCAGAUGUUUACUCUGAUGGGAAAUGAGUUUGCGUUUGAUGUGGAUCUUUCCACUAUGGAGUGUGGACUCAACUCGGCCCUGUACUUUGUUGCCAUGGAGGAAGACGGUGGCAUGAAGAGCUACUCUAGCAACAAGGCUGGUGCCAAGUAUGGAACCGGUUACUGUGAUGCUCAGUGUGCUCGUGAUCUCAAGUUUGUUGGAGGCAAGGCCAACGUUGAAGGGUGGAAGCCAUCAUCCAACGAUGCCAACGCUGGAGUCGGUCCAUAUGGCGCUUGCUGCUCCGAGAUUGACGUUUGGGAGUCUAAUGCCCAUGCCUUUGCAUUCACUCCUCACCCUUGCACCGACAACAAGUACCACGUCUGCCAGGACAGCAACUGUGGUGGCACAUACUCUGACGACCGAUUCGCUGGCAAAUGCGAUGCCAACGGAUGUGACAUCAACCCAUACCGUCUGGGAAACACCGACUUUUACGGCAAGGGCAAGACUGUCGACACAUCCAAAAAGUUCACCGUCGUCACCCGCUUCGAGCGUGACGCCCUGACGCAAUUCUUUGUGCAAAACAACAAGAGAAUCGACAUGCCCGUCCCAACCAUCGAGGGUCUCCCUGCAACCGGUGCCAUCACGGCAGAGUACUGCACCAACGUCUUCAACGUCUUCAACGACCGCAACCGCUUCGAGGAGGUCGGAGGAUGGUCGCAGCUGCAGCAGGCCUUGUCUCUUCCCAUGGUCCUCGUCAUGAGUAUCUGGGAUGACCACUACUCCAACAUGCUCUGGCUCGACUCGGUCUACCCUCCCGAGAAGGAGGGUACUCCAGGAGCGGCCAGGGGCGAUUGUCCGCAGGACAGUGGUGUUCCGUCUGAAGUCGAGUCGCAGCAUCCUGGCGCUACUGUCGUCUGGAGCAACAUUCGCUUCGGCCCUGUCGGGUCUACCGUUAACGUUUAAGCAGCGUUUUUGGAAGAAAGAGCCGUCAUUCCCAACAGCCCAAAACUACUUUCUUCCCUGGUCUCUCAGAUUGUACAUAUCUCCAGGUCUCAAUCUGCAAAAUCGUUUCAAUGUACUUUUGAAUACUUUGAGCGUCAUUCGUUGGUCUCGAAUGUUAGAUCGUCAUCCUAAAUAAAAACGAUUGCGGCCAAUUACUUACAUGAAAACACUUGGAGGGACUGUAGCAGAGCUGUAGGAGAAACUCAUGGGUUGGGAUCGAUCAGCUUGGCCUGAUACCACCUUGAUGAAUCCCUUGUUUUGACUGGUGGAUAAACGCCCAAGGAAGCCAAGGACGCAACUCACUUACCCUUGAGACAGUAACAUUCGGGCAAGACCUUGGUUAAUAUUCGCCGACCUACUCGGACGUCGCCGUCUAUCGCCCCCAAGGUGGGCUUUUGCCGUACACCAUCUUCUUCAAAGUUCCGCAUGUUGCAUACCUAUAAUUUGAGAAUGGAGGACCGUUUGGCAACCAAUUGAACCCAAUAAAAAGUCUUGGCGCAUGAGCU
Pyricularia grisea is the source of this 1965-nucleotide messenger RNA. RefSeq lists its product as uncharacterized. The record is from RefSeq and is a predicted model, not a curated record. Gene Ontology annotation, molecular function: hydrolase activity, hydrolyzing O-glycosyl compounds. Lineage: Eukaryota; Fungi; Ascomycota; Sordariomycetes; Magnaporthales; Pyriculariaceae. Bases 74 to 1420 code for a protein of 448 amino acids. The transcript has 8 exons. Gene Ontology annotation, biological process: carbohydrate metabolic process.